GGACUGCGGGGCGGGGUAGAAACCCAGGCGAGAGGAACCGCAGGAGGCAAGAUACACGGGCGACCCUCGGCUACACGCCCAUUGAGUCCCGCAGGUGCACCUAGGCAGAGAAGUUCCCUCGCAACUGGACUUGGCCGCCCUCCCGCAACUCCGAACUCGGGCGAACGCUCGACCCUCAAGACCUGGACGGGGAGGGGCCGGGCCGGGGGUGGCUGGCAGGAAGCUGCGCAUACCUUCCGCUGCAAGAGGAGCAGGUGGCUGUAGAGCGCCCGGGGCCCCAGGCUUCCUGUGUGUGCGCCAGCCUGCUGCUCUUUCCCGCCCCGGCUUGUUGGGCCACCGCAGCCGACCCGGCCGGGUUCCAUGGCCCAGACCCCGGACGGCAUCUCCUGCGAGCUGCGAGGCGAGAUCACCAGGUUCCUGUGGCCAAAGGAGGCAGAGCUGCUCCUAAAGACCUGGCUUCCCCAGGAAGGUGUUGAGCGAAGUCACAUUCUGGCACUGCUGCGAUGGAGGGCCUACCUGCUACACACCUGCCUCCCACUGCGGGUGGCCUGCACUUUCAGCUACCUAGAAGUCCAGUCCAUGACACUGCAGGAGACACCCCCUCAGGUCACCUUUGAACUGGAGUCCCUGCCUGAGCUGGUCCUAGAAUUUCCUGGUGUGGCCACCCUAGAACAGCUGGCCCAGCACGUGGCUUCGGCCAUCAAGAAGGUCUUCCCUCGCUCAGCCCUUGGGAAGCUCUUCCGGAAGCCCACACCACCCUCAAUGCUGGCUAGACUGGAGAGAAGCAGCCCUUCAGAGUCCACAGCCCCCAGCAGCCCCUGUGGUGGCUUCUUGGAGACAUAUGAGGCUCUGUGUGACUACAAUGGCUUCCCUUUCCAAGAAGAGAUUCAGUGGGAUGUGGACACCAUCUACCAUCGUCAGGGAUGCCGCCAGUUUAACCUAGGAGACUUCAGCCACCUUGGCAGCCGAGACCUGGCCUUGAGUGUGGCCGCCCUGUCCUACAACCUGUGGUUCCGGUGCCUCUCUUGUGUGGACAUGAAGCUGAGCCUUGAAGUCUCAGAACAGAUUCUGCACAUGAUGGGUCAGUCAUCCCACCUAGAAGAGCUGGUGCUGGAGACCUGUGGCCUGAAGGGAGACUUUGUCCGGCGGCUGGCCCAGGCAUUGGCAGGACAUUCAUGCUCCGGGCUUCGAGAGCUCAGCUUGGCAGGGAACCUGCUGGAUGACAGAGGUAUGGCUGCACUCAGCAGACACCUAGAGCAUCGUCCAGGAGCCCUCAGGAGACUCAGCCUAGCCCAGACAGGGUUGACACCUCGAGGAAUGAGGGCUCUGGGCCUGGCACUGGCCACCAAUGCGGCCUUUGACUCUGUCCUGACCCAUCUAGACCUUUCUGGGAAUCCUGGGGCACUAGGCGCCUCAGAGGACAAUGGGGGCCUCUAUAGUUUCCUGAGCCGUCCUAACUUUCUAAUGUUCCUGAAUCUCGCAGGCACAGACGCAGCCCUGGAUACUCUCUUUGCAGCGCUGUCCCGCGGCUGCUGUGCCAGCCUCACCCACCUGGACACUUCCAGGAAUGUCUUCUCUCGCUGCAAGUCCCGUGCCGCCCCUGCCCCGCUGCAGCUCUUCCUCAGCCGUGCGGAGACCUUGCGGUACCUGGGCCUGUCGGGCUGCAAACUGCCACCGGAAGCGCUCAGGGCCGUUUUGGAUGGUCUGGCGCUCAACACACACAUCCGAGACUUGCACCUAGACCUCAGCGCUUGUGAGCUGCGCUCUGCGGGUGCCCAGGUGAUACAAGACUUAGUGUGUGAUGCAGGCGUUGUGAGCUCCUUGGAUUUGGCGGAUAAUGGAUUUGGCUCAGACAUGGUGACUCUGGUGCUGGCCAUCGGGAGGAGCCGGUCCCUGAGACAUGUAGCGCUUGGAAGAAACUUCAACGUCCGGUGCAAGGAAACCCUGGAUGAUGUGCUGCACCGGAUCGUCCAGCUCAUGCAAGACGACGACUGUGCGUUGCAGUCUCUGUCUGUGGCUGACUCGCGGCUCAAGCUGGGCGCCGGCGUCCUGCUGCGAGCUCUGGGCGCUAAUCCUAACCUGACCGCGCUGGAUAUCAGUGGCAACGCCAUGGGAGACACAGGCGCCAAGAUGCUGGCCAAGGCGCUGCGAGUUAACACGAGGCUCCGGUCUGUGAUCUGGGAUCGGAACCACACAUCUGCUCUGGGGCUGCUGGACGUUGCGCAGGCCCUGGAGCAGAACCACAGCUUAAAGGCCAUGCCUCUGCCCCUGAACGACGUGGCCCAGGCGCAGCGCAGCCGCCCAGAACUGACAGCACGGGCAGUCCAUCAGAUCCAAGCCUGUCUCUUGAGGAAUAACCGCGAGGAUCCCACCUCCUCUGGCCGUACAUCCUGCCUUCAGCCAUUGAAUCUGGUCUCAGAGCACUCGGAGCAGGAAGUGAACGAGCUGUGUCAAUCAGUGCAAGAGCACAUGGAGCUGCUGGGCUGUGGAUCUGGACCCCAGAGUGAAGCUGCUGUGCACCAGGCAGAGGAUGCCAUCCAAAAUGCCAACUUUUUUCUCAGUAUUCUCCCCAUUUUAAAUGAGGCUGGGAACUCCCCAAGCCAUCACUGGCAGUUGAGGCAGAAACUGGAGGCCCUUCUGGGACAGGUGGGUGAGGCCUGCCAUGAGGACAUCCAGGACUUCAUUCAGGCCAUACUGGACACAAGGAGCCUCUGCCCACAGAUGCUGCAGGGACCUGGCUGGAGGGAACAGCUAGAAGGGAUACUGGUGGGCUCAAAGGGCCUUCCAGAACUGCUCCCAGAGCAGCUGCUGCAAGAUGCCUUUGUCAGACUCAGGGACGUGCGGCUAUCAGAGAGACAGUGCAGGACCCUUGCAGAGAGCAUUGUGGCACAGGCUGUUGCAGGCCUGAGUGCAGCCCGGGAUCGGCUGGUGGAGAGUCUGGCUCAGCAGGUGCCAGUAGCAAUACCACCUGCCCUUCCAGCACUGGACGGAGGUGAGCCCAGCCCCCUGGGGCCUGGGGCAGUAGAAGGUUUUUUCUUCCCUGAAGAAAAGGAAGAUAAGAAGCAGGAUGAAAGUCCUCUGAGGAAAUGGCCUGAGCACAACCACUGUCUUCACCUGGUCCCCUUCGAGCACAGUGCUGCUGAGGAAGCAGAGCCGGAGCCCGAGCUGGCGGCUCCGGGAGAAGAUGCUGAGCCGCAGGCGGGCCCCCGGCCGCGGCCACGCCGCCAGCACCACCACCGCCCGCCGCCGGGGGGCCCCCAGGUUCCCCCAGCCCUGCCGCAGGAAGGGAAUGGGCUCAGUGCCCGCGUGGACGAGGGCGUGGAGGAAUUCUUCUCCAAAAGGCUGAUCCAGCAGGAUCGCCUUUGGGCCCCUGAGGAGGAGGACCCUGCCACCGAAGCGGGUGCCUCUCCUGUUCCCCGUACACUUCGAAAGAAGUUGGGCACCCUCUUUGCCUUUAAGAAGCCUCGUUCAACACGGGGUCCCCGGCCUGAUCUAGAGACCAGCCUUGGUGUAGCUGCCCGCGCCCGGAAAACAACACUUGGGGACCUGCUGCGGCCUCCAGCCCGUCCUGGCCGAGGUGAGGAGCCUGGCGGGGCUGAGGGAGGCCCUAGCAGCCCUGACCCUGCCCGCAGAAGCCGGCCUCGGUACACACGGGAAAGCAAGGCCUAUUCAAUGAUACUGCUGCCUGCUGAGGAGGAGGACACACUGAAUGCCAGACCCGACAAGCGGCGGCCCCUGGAACGGGGAGACACAGAGAUGGCCCCAUCCUUUGAACAGCGGGUACAAGUUAUGCUGCAGAGGAUCGGCGUGAGCCGGGGCGGUGGGAGUGCCGAGGGCAAGAGGAAGCAAAGCAAAGACGGUGAAAUCAAGAAAGCUGGCUCAGAUGGAGACAUUAUGGACAGCUCCACGGAGACCCCGCCCAUCUCAAUCAAGUCCCGAACUCAUUCCGUGUCUGCUGAUCCCUCAUGUAGACCUGGCCCAGGGGUCCAGGGGCCUGAGUCCGCCACCUGGAAGACACUGGGGCAGCAGUUGAAUGCAGAGCUGAGAGGCCGUGGUUGGGGCCAACAGGAUGGUCCAGGCCCACCCUCACCUUGCCCCAGCCCAAACCUCCGCAGAGCCAGCCCUGCCCCAGACAUCCUGGGCCUUCCAGAGGACCCUUGCUUGGGCCCCAGGAAUGAAGAUGGCCAGCUGAGGCCGAGGCCUCUUUCGGCAGGGCGACGAGCAGUGUCUGUGCAUGAGGACCAGCUCCAGGCCCCUGCUGAACGGCCCCUGCGGCUGCAGCGUUCCCCGGUCCUCAAGCGCAGACCGAAGCUCGAGGCACCACCAUCCCCAAGCCUAGGAUCUGGCCUUGGAACCGAGCCUCUGCCCCCACGGCCCACAGAGCCCUCCAGCCCUGAGCAGAGCCCACCCUCCCCAGCCACAGACCAAAGAGGCGGCGGCCCCAACCCUUGAUCCUCUCCUCUCCUGCCGCAUGAGAUUAUUUUAUUAAAAAACUUGAAGGAA
Messenger RNA from Chinchilla lanigera (long-tailed chinchilla), 4503 nucleotides. It is a transcript of the gene Carmil2, whose product is annotated as RGD motif, leucine rich repeats, tropomodulin domain and proline-rich containing. Gene Ontology annotation, molecular function: protein binding. Gene Ontology annotation, biological process: regulation of Arp2/3 complex-mediated actin nucleation; cell migration. NCBI's taxonomy places the organism in Eukaryota, Metazoa, Chordata, Mammalia, Rodentia, Chinchillidae. Gene Ontology annotation, cellular component: plasma membrane; lamellipodium. The record is from RefSeq and is a predicted model, not a curated record.